UUCAAACAUGUGAAUUAUUAAUUUGUUGUGGAUUUUUUUUAAUUUAUUUAUUAGAAGAAUUAAUGCAUUAUUUAAUUGGUAUAAGAGAAAAGAAAAAUAAUUCAGAAUUGAUAUUACAUCAUGCUUUAACAAAAUGUAAUCCAUCAGUUUUAUGGAGAAGAAAUCGAAAUUUAGAUAAAUGCCAACGUCAAAAAAUUGAUGAAGGAAUAACGAAAAGAAAAAAUGAUGAUCGUAACGAUUUUUUAGACACGUAUGAAUGUCAUUUUGGAUUCGAUCCAGAUAUGAUUGUAAUGGAUGAAUUUUCAAAUAAUUAUAGAAGAGAUUCCUUACCGAUGGAGUGUCCAUUAUCAUCGUUAUCAUCAUCAAAUUUUGGUGAUCAACAACAAAUUCAAUCUACAAUAAAUUCUCAUUCAAUGUCUUAUAUUCAUUUACAAGGUAUUCAAGAAUAUGGUAUAAAUCAUCCGUUAUCAGAAUCAUCAACAACACUUCUUGUGGAAACUUUAGUAUCUGCACCACCUCCAAUACCUCCGCCACCAUCACAAGCUGAUAUCGAAAAUAAAUAUAUUUCAAAUAAUUUUGAAGAUAAUCCAACAAAACAAAAUCGUACCGGAAAAAGUGUUACAUUUUCAAUGGACCAAAAUCUUAAUAAUAAUAUAAAAAAGAAAUCAACAGAAAAUCAUAAUUAUCAUAAUACAUCGCCAAUACCAUUUCAAUUCGAUAAUGAUAGACAAAAUAAUAACAAUUAUUCAAAUUUACAAACAAUAUUAAGAGGUCUUGUUGCAAUUUUUGCACUUUCAAUUCAUUCACUUUUUGAAGGACUAGCUGUUGGAUUAGAAAAAAAUAUUUCAAGUAUUUGGUAUUUAUUUUUAGCCAUCGGUACACAUAAAUUUGUUAUAAUUUUUUGUAUUGGAAUCGAAUUGGUUGCAGCUAAAUUAAAACCAUUAUGGAUUCUAAUAUAUAUUAUAGGUUUUGCAAUGGUCACACCAUUUGGUAUUCUUAUUGGAUCAUUAAUCGCACAUUCAUAUGAAACAGAUAAAAAUGAAAUUUUAAGUCACACUGAAAUUACAAGUGAAGGAAUUUUACUUACUAUAGCUGCUAUGCUACAAGCGGUCUCCGCUGGCACAUUAUUAUAUGUAAUAUUUUUUGAGAUUAUGGUUAAAGAAAGGCAUCAUCAUCAUCAUUUUGAAGCCGAAGACAAUAACUAUUUAAAUGGUAAUGAUAGAAUUGGUCAUUUACAUCAUUCGGCAGAAAGCUUAAUUCAAUGCUUUGCUGUUGGUUGUGGAUUUAUGUUUAUGGUUGGCAUACAUGCUCUUAUUUACAAAACUCCCCACAGACAUGUUCAUUAAUAUUACAAAAAUUUUAUGAAAGGAGGCAUUUACAUAUUAUAUUGAAAAUAUGUGUAUAUUUUUCCUGAAUUUACAAUUUUUACAUCACGGUAUAUAUAACUCUUUUUUAACCACUAUAUUUUAAGCUAAAGUUAUUCGAACCUUCCAUAUAUGAGUUUAUCUUGAUGUACUUUACAAUUGAAUCACUUUAAAUUUGUAUUUGAAAUAUAUUUUUGGAAAUCGAAUCAAACAAAAUAAACCAAUCAUGU
Molecule: messenger RNA, 1594 nt
Organism: Condylostylus longicornis
Lineage: Eukaryota; Metazoa; Arthropoda; Insecta; Diptera; Dolichopodidae
Exons: 3
Coding region: 63-1346 (427 amino acids)
Biological process (GO): zinc ion transmembrane transport
Cellular component (GO): plasma membrane
Molecular function (GO): zinc ion transmembrane transporter activity
Source: RefSeq, a predicted model, not a curated record